This is a messenger RNA of Mizuhopecten yessoensis (Yesso scallop), 2439 nucleotides long. RefSeq names its product neuroligin-4, Y-linked-like. Gene Ontology annotation, biological process: synaptic vesicle endocytosis; neuron cell-cell adhesion; modulation of chemical synaptic transmission. The coding region runs from base 155 to 1948 and encodes 597 amino acids. NCBI's taxonomy places the organism in Eukaryota, Metazoa, Mollusca, Bivalvia, Pectinida, Pectinidae. The record is from RefSeq and is a predicted model, not a curated record. Gene Ontology annotation, cellular component: synapse; cell surface. Gene Ontology annotation, molecular function: neurexin family protein binding; signaling receptor activity. The transcript is spliced from 3 exons.
CCGUGUGCGUGUAGCAGUCGUCUUGAAUGGACAGGUCACUCUGAAAAAGGACUUAUCCGCACAGUCGCUAACGAGUUCGUACAAACAUGGUGUGUCCGAGAAAACGUUGAAACAUUGCUUGCUGCUAGAGCUCAUCAUCCGGAUUUCACUGACUAUGGAGAGUGUCCAAUAUAUUGGCAUGAUCUUUGUGAUGGUUCACUCAAUGACGGCCACGAACACACAUCCUGAUGGGGUCAUCACUACCACAUACGGCGCCAUUCAAGGGAAAGUUGUAACCGUGAGGAACGAGUCAGUCUAUCAGUUUCUUAAAGUUCCAUUUGCCAAACCUCCACUGGGGAACUUGCGAUUCCAGAAACCGGAACGUCCCGAUUCAUGGAAUGGAACCCGCAAUGCCGUUCAUUACGGGCCUCCGUGUAUGCAACGACUUCUUACACGGUACAAAAACAUAUUGGAAGACAGCACUGUUUCUGAGGACUGUCUUUAUCUGAACGUUUACGUGCCUGGGAGAAUAGAUGUCAACGCUAACCUCUCAGUAAUGGUUUACAUACAUGGUGGAGGAUACAAAACGAAAACUGCGUCACUAUUCGACGGCUCCUUCCUGGCUCAGUCCGGAAACGUGAUCGUUAUUAUUCCAAACUACCGCCUUGGGUUCUUUGGCUUCCUUAGCACAGAAGACGAAGCAGCUAAAGGAAAUUACGGACUCUGGGACCAGAUAUUUUGCUUGCGUUGGGUCCAGGAGAAUAUAAAAUUCUUUGGAGGAAAUCCUGCAAAGGUUACAAUGUUUGGCCAUUCGGCUGGCGGAUACAGCAUCGGCUUACUUCUCUUGUCGGCAGAAACCAAGGAUUUGUUUCGGAGAGCUAUCCCGAUGAGUGGAUUCGGGUUGAGCCCAAGGGCAAUUACCCAUAAGCCUCGAAUGGCAACAAUAAGACUUGCCACUAAACUCGGUUGUAUUCCAACAGGUUGGGAUUCCACUGAUAUGUCUAUCCUUACAGACUGUAUGAGAAAUAAAACCGCGCAUGAAUUGCUUGAUGGACAAAAUAAGAUUGUUGCUGAAGAUUCGUCGAGUCCUCAUUUCAUAAUGCGACCAGCACCAGUUAUAGAUAAAGAAAUCUUGAUGGACACUCCCCAUAGGAUUAUGUACAAUCCGGAUUCGGACGGAAGUCGACGAUACGUGUCAGCUGACUACAUGACCGGAACAAACAGUGCAGACGGAGGUUUGAUAAGGUCGUAUUUGAAGGUCAUUCAAACUCGUUAUAAUUUUACGCUUUCUGACGGAGCACCAACAAUCGCUCUGUGUGAUUCUAUUGCACCCGCACUUGCACGUGAUUAUUAUGCAUCCAGUGUCAGAAUAGCUAACGCAAUAUGUGCUAGCUACACCUCAGAUGGCACACUAGCAGACCAGGCACGACGUCUGGUGAAUUUGUUUGGGGAUAUGAUGUACGAUAGCAGGACAGUACAAACUUUGAGGCGUCAUAUUUUAGGAAAUCCUCGGUCCUUCCAGUUCAUCUUGUCCCAUAAGUCUUCGUUUGUGACUACUCCGGGUCUUCCCCCGUGGUUGACUGGAGCGUAUCAUGGUGAUGAGCUGGCAUAUAUAUUUGGGCAGGCGUCACACAACUUCUCCAGCUCAGAAAGGGAUUUGAGCGCAGCAAUGAUGACUUAUUUGACAAACUUUGCCAAGUUCGGAAAUCCAAAUGGCGACAACUCCACAAGUACAUCACUUCCAGUGUGGCCACAAUUUGAGCAAGAACAGGAACAGUACAUGGACUUUGAUCUCAACCUUACGAUAAGGGACCAUCUACACAGAAAUAUGGUGAAAUUUUGGCUGGAAACUGUUCCAGCUCUCAACAAAACGGGUGAUGGCGCAGUAUCCAUGGCAACGAUGUCUCGUCCUCUCCUGUGGUCACAACUUUUAUCGUGUUUUGUGCUCGUUUUGAAUUUGAAGAUCUAGUAUGACACUUUCCGCGUGGUGUAUUAUGUUUCUAGUUUUCCUUACUGUAUAUGGCCUCAUAGUGUUCUACUGUGAUGUAAUAGUAUAGAAGCCGGAGGCAAAGUAUGACCAUUGGACCAUUGUUUCACAAAGAGGCAAUAUAUCAAAAUAUUAGAUUCAUUGGUGUUGAGUUUUCUAGAAAAUGGGGGAGGGGGGAGGGGGGGGGGGCGAAGACGGAUACGGAUAUAUGAGUAGGGUGAACUGGAUUGCUUUCCUACACUCUUCUGUCAAUGACUAAAAGUGCAUCACUUCUCCAAGACAAGCAUGCAGUUAUACCAAAUGGCAAAGCUUUUUAUAACACUGGUAAACACCACUAUAUUACAUCCUUAAUUUUGCUCGUUGACAAGUGUCAUCAAUCCAAUUCUGAAAGGUAGGGCCUACGCCUAUGGAGAUUUAACAUAAGCGUCGGCCCCCGCUUGAAAUUUCCAAAAAAACAAAAAGGUAUGGGUAGA